CUUGCACCGAUUGGGAACGGAGAAGAGAGAGACGCUUUGUUGGCCAUUGCUCCAAUCCUGUCCGAGUGCUGCAAUUCUCUCAAUUCCCUCGAUCGUUUCAAAUUAAAAUCCUCUCCAGGUUUCUAAGGAACCUGCCUUCAGUCUACUUGUUCUUCUCCCACCAUUUCCUGAAGCAUCAUCAGCUCCUAAGAACAGACUUUUGGUGUUCGUGUCCACUGAAUUUCGAUAAUGGCUCUGUGAUUCUUAGGUCUUUAACUUCAUUCAAAUCCUUCAGCUCUAACUCGAGCAGACAUUCGUCGAUGCCUUAUUCUCAGAUUGGGUUUCUGGUUCCCCUAAACAACAAUUCGGAAGAAGAUGAUUCAAUCCCCAAGUUACCGAUUCUGGAAGGAGUCAAUGUUUUCGGCCGAGAUAAUAUCUCCGUUUCUGAUAAAAGAGUGAGCCGCAAGCAUAUCAGUUUGAAAGCUUCGGUUGAUGGUUCUGUUGAAGUGGUUGUGGAGGGAUCAAAUCCGGUUGUUAUUAGAGCUGGGGAUCAAAGAAAGAAGCUCUAUUCUAAAGACAAAGCUACGAUUGCUCAUGGCAAUAUUCUAGAGUUAAUUCCUGGGCAUCAUGUUUUUAAGUAUGUGACAUCGGCUGGUGCGAAGGACACGUCUUCACCCCAAACACAUAAAAGGUCUUUAAAGGAAGGAGGAAAGCUUAAUGAAGAUGAGAUACAAGCGAAAAAGAAAAGACAGAUCGCUGAAGAUGAAGCUUUUGCAAGAAACUUACAGGCUGAGCUAGCAAACAACUCUACUGUACAAGAACGUUCUCUGGUGGUUGAAGGCUCUGAGAACUCCCAAUCUCAUAGGGGAACCUGUCCUGCUUCGCAUGAGGUCUUGGAAGCCGAAGCCAUUCGUCAGUUUAGUGUCCAUAAAAAUAGACAACCUUUAACCUUUAGACUUUUGCAAGUUAAGGGGCUGCCUCCAUGGGCAAAUUCCAACUCUGUUUCUAUAAGUGAUGUCAUCCAGGGAAAUGUGCUCGUUGCUAUCCUUUCAAAUUACAUGGUGGAUAUAGAUUGGUUGAUAUCUGCAUGCCCAGCAAUCAGAAAGAUCCCACAUGUUCUUAUUAUUCAUGGAGAAGGUGAUGGAACGCUGGAUCAUUUGAAGAAGGUCAAGCCUGCAAACUGGAUUCUGCACAAGCCCCCUCUACCUAUUUCAUAUGGGACACACCAUUCAAAGGCCAUGCUUCUUGUCUAUCCUCGAGGGGUGCGAAUUAUUGUACAUACUGCAAAUUUAAUAAAUGUUGACUGGAACAACAAAAGUCAAGGUUUAUGGAUGCAAGAUUUCCCUUGGAAAGAUCAAAAGGAUGUGAAGAAAGGACAUGAGUUUGAAAAUGACUUGAUCGAUUAUCUCAGUGUUUUAAAGUGGCCUGAAUUCAGUGUUAAUUUGCCAGAUAUUGGCAAUGCCACCAUCAAUUCAUCUUUCUUUAAGAAGUUCGACUAUAGCAGUGCUGCGGUCAGGCUGAUUGCAUCUGUCCCUGGAUAUCAUAUGGGUCCCAAACUAAAAAAGUGGGGGCAUAUGAAAUUACGUACUGUUCUGCAGGAGUCUUAUUUCGACAAAGAAUUUCAAAAAUCCCCUCUUGUUUAUCAGUUUUCUUCCCUUGGUUCCUUGGAUGAGAAGUGGAUGGCUGAGUUAGCAUCAUCAAUGUCUGCAGGAUUCUCAGAUGAUAAAACCCCUCUGGGUUUGGGGCAGCCAUUGAUAAUUUGGCCCAGUGUGGAAGAUGUUAGAUGCUCUCUGGAGGGAUAUGCAGCUGGUAACGCUAUCCCGAGCCCUCAGAAGAAUGUGGAGAAAGAUUUCCUAAAAAAGUAUUGGGCAAAAUGGAAAGCUACUCACACUGGCCGCAGUCGUGCAAUGCCUCAUAUUAAGACAUAUACGCGAUACAGUGGUCAAAAAAUUGCCUGGUUUCUACUUACUUCAGCAAAUCUCAGCAAAGCAGCAUGGGGUGCACUGCAGAAGAAUAAUUCACAACUCAUGAUCCGUUCUUACGAGCUAGGGGUGUUAUUCUUGCCAUCUUCCACUAAACAGCAUGGCUAUCUAUUUUCUUGCACUGAUAAUGGUGGUUCCUCAGAGGUUAUUUGUGGAUCAUCACAAAAUGCUGGAGGGCACAGAAGAGAACUUGUUACACUCUGUUGGCGAGGAAACCAGAGUAUGGAUUCAUCUUCUGAAGUAAUUCCCUUGCCUAUUCCCUAUGAGCUCCCUCCACAACCAUACUCAUCUGAAGAUGUUCCCUGGUCAUGGGACAGACGAUAUAGCAAGAAGGAUGUCUAUGGUCAAGUAUGGCCACGACAGGUCAAGUUGUAUGUAAGCCAAGAUUCUUGACCUGUAACCUAUCACAAUGUUCUCCCAUUGCAGCUUGUACCCAAAAAAAUCAAGCCUCUUAUUCUGUCCCCCAACUGGAUCUAACAACGCUCUGAACCUCUUGAAUCAGGAGUGUUGAAAGAAUGGAUAGACCAUUGCUUUUG
Telopea speciosissima is the source of this 2497-nucleotide messenger RNA. Its product is annotated as tyrosyl-DNA phosphodiesterase 1. The record is from RefSeq and is a predicted model, not a curated record. Gene Ontology annotation, biological process: double-strand break repair; single strand break repair. NCBI's taxonomy places the organism in Eukaryota, Viridiplantae, Streptophyta, Magnoliopsida, Proteales, Proteaceae. Gene Ontology annotation, cellular component: nucleus. Bases 300 to 2354 code for a protein of 684 amino acids. The transcript has 17 exons. Gene Ontology annotation, molecular function: single-stranded DNA binding; protein binding; 3'-tyrosyl-DNA phosphodiesterase activity.